Molecule: messenger RNA, 2093 nt
Organism: Abrus precatorius (Indian licorice)
Lineage: Eukaryota; Viridiplantae; Streptophyta; Magnoliopsida; Fabales; Fabaceae
Product: probable GTP diphosphokinase CRSH, chloroplastic
Exons: 4
Coding region: 129-1856 (575 amino acids)
Biological process (GO): guanosine tetraphosphate metabolic process
Molecular function (GO): calcium ion binding
Source: RefSeq, a predicted model, not a curated record
AGGGAACCAAUAAAAAAAAAAAAUUUAAGGAAAUGUUUUCGACCAGUGGAGCAGAGCGAGUUCCAGCCACUAAUGUUGUUAGUGUAGCGGUGGUGGUAGAAAAGAGAAAGAACCAGAACCGGGUUUGAAUGGAGGUGUUGCAGUUGGUGGGUCCCGAUUUACCCGUUCGCUAUUCUCUCUCCAAAUCGAAACCCACGGUUUGGUGUCCUCCAACUGAUUUAGUGUUGUUCCGGCGGCGGAGGUCCGGUGGCGGCGUGCGGUGGUGGUGUACGAGGGCGUGCGCGGUGGAGGUGUCUGGGGGAGGGAAGAUGGUGAUGGAGCUUGUGGGUGCUUUCAAUGAUUUGACGGAGAGGAUGAACGUGUUGUCCACUAGCUCUUCUCGUCUUCUUUUCAAAUGCCUCAAACUCUCCAUCCCCAUAUUGCAAAGUUCCCCUCUUUCCCCCGAUGGCCGUUCCCCUCUUUCCAAAGCCUUAUCCAUCGCCAUACUCCUCGCUGAUCUCCAGAUGGAUGCGGAAGUUAUUUCUGCUGGAAUAUUGAGGCAGGUAUUGGAGGUUGGAGUGUUGAGCAUACAUGAAAUUCGGAACCAGAUAGGUGCUGCCACUGCUCAUUUGCUACAUGAGAGUUUGCGUGUGAAGAACAUUCCAUCCAGAAUAGAUGUUUUGGAUGAUGAUAAUGCUGCUGCUUUCAGAAAGUACUGUCUCACUUACUAUGACAUCAGGGCUUUGAUUCUAGACUUGGCUUUGAAGCUUGACAUGAUGAGACAUCUUGAUUAUCUUCCAAGAUAUCAGCAGCAGAUGAUUUCUUUGGAAGUUAUGAAGAUACAUGCCCCUCUUGCUCAUGCUGUGGGAACUACCUACUUAUCAUUGGAAUUGGAAGAUCUAUCGUUCCAAUAUUUGUUUCCUUACUCUUAUCUUUAUGUUGAUACUUGGUUGCGAAGUCAUGAGACAGGAGGCAUAUCUCUUAUUGACCUGUACAAGGAAGAACUGCUUCAGACACUGAAGGCUGAUCCCAUGCUCGCUGAACUGUUGGAUGAUGUCUCAAUCAAAGGUCGCUAUAAAAGCCGUUAUAGCACGAUGAAGAAGCUCUUGAAAGAUGGUCGGAAGCCAGAGGAUGUAAAUGAUGUGCUUGGGCUAAGAGUGAUAUUAAAUCCUAAGCCUGGGGAGAAUUCAUUGGAAGCUGGAGAGAGAGCAUGCUAUAGGACUCAUCAGAUCAUCAAAUCUAUGUGGAAAGAAAUCCCUUAUAGGACAAAGGAUUAUGUUGCCAAGCCUAAAGCAAAUGGAUACAAAAGUUUGCAUAUGGCAGUAGAUGUGAGUGAAAAUGGAAAGACGAGACCACUGAUGGAAAUACAGAUAAGAACAACUGAAAUGGACAGGUUAGCUGUUGGUGGAACAGCAGCUCAUUCAUUAUACAAGGCUGGCCUUACUGAUCCAGAGGAGGCAAAGCGUUUGAAGACCAUCAUGCUGGCUGCAGCUGAACUGGCUGCUCUGCGCCUUAAAGAUUUUCCAAGCACAAAUCAUAAGGGAAUUGAGAUUGACCAGAGGGAUAGAGUGUUUCGCCUUCUUGACAAGAAUGGGGAUGGUAAAAUUAGCAUUGAAGAACUAACAGAGGUGAUGGAAGAGCUUGGUGCACCGGGAGAAGAUGCUCGAGACAUGAUGCAACUCCUAGACUCAAACAGUGAUGGCUCCCUCAGCUCUGAUGAAUUCCAUAUGUUCCAAAAACAGGUUGAAUUGGUGCGUAAUUUAGAGGUCCGAGAUGAUCAAUACAAGAAAAUUUUGGAUGAGAAGCUUCAUAUGGCAGAUGACAGUGGUUUAAUUCAGGUAUAUAAUAAAGAGUUUGGCAACAGGCUUGCAAGCUAGUGUUGCAUCUAAUUGAAACAAAUAACGAGCAAAACACCCAAUUUACUCCACCUAUGGUAAGAUCUUUAAGACAUUAAGCAAGAGCCAAAUGUAAGUGAUGUAUUUUCCAUGUAAAUUAAUUAAUGGCAUAGUGAAAUUCCAGUGAUUAAGAAACUUUCUUCCUGACCUGUUAUUUAUACUUCAAUGUUAUUUUAAAAUCCGAAAGAGAAGAGAGAAAAAAAAAAAAAAUCCGUUGUC